This is a messenger RNA of Pleurotus ostreatus (oyster mushroom), 468 nucleotides long. RefSeq lists its product as uncharacterized. Bases 1 to 468 code for a protein of 155 amino acids. NCBI's taxonomy places the organism in Eukaryota, Fungi, Basidiomycota, Agaricomycetes, Agaricales, Pleurotaceae. The record is from RefSeq and is a predicted model, not a curated record. The transcript has 4 exons.
AUGCAGUUCUCCUUCAACUUCCUCGCACUUGCACUUGCUGUCCUCCCCUCAGCCCUCGCGGCUCCAGCUCAAGUUUCUUGGCGCAUCCACCCCGCAGUCAACACGAACAAAUGUCUCAAUCUGCGCGGCAACGUUCGUGCGAACGGAACCGCUGUCGAUAUCUUCGACUGCAACUUGACCACCGCUCAGAACUGGGUCAUUGCCCCCGGAUCUACGAAGGUCCAGUUGGAAGGGACGAACUUUUGCCUUGACGCAGGUUCCACCCCCGCGAACGGCAUAGGCAUGAAGAUUUGGCAAUGCUUCGACGAUCUCCCUGCUCAGCAGUGGUUCCUCACCGACGAUGAUCGUAUCGCCCUGGAGAAUCAAGGUUUCUGUCUCGAUCUCACGGAAGGCAGUGUCGUCAACGGAAACCAAGUCCAGAUUUGGCGAUGCACCGACAAUGAUAUUAACCAAGCCUGGGUCCGUUGA